UCGAGCAUAUCUACAGUUAUGUACACCCAAUAUCUCGAACAACUUCAGCUAAAGAAUAUUUCAUUUCAUGCAGCGAAAAUAUUUUAUCAGCAAUUUUUGGAUCCCUGAAAGGGAUAUCCAACAGUUGAGUGUAUAGUGUAUUGAUGAGUGGUAUGAUCAACGUUUCUCGAACGUAUUACUGAUUGAUUUUUUUUUUAAAUCAUAGAUUAUCAACUCUUGGUGGGAAUAAUUGUUUCCAUUUUACGUACCAUCGCAACAUUUACCUGGGUUUUUUAUGAUCUUUUAAUAAUUAUGGUAUCAAUCGGUCUUGCAGAAAGAUACAAACAACUCAAUGAAAUUGUUAGUUAUAAGAUCACAAACAGUUUAAUAGAAAGAAUUAAUUGGCGGAAAAUAAAAGAAAAAUAUGCUAUAAUGAAUGAACUUGUCAAAGAAGCAGACGAUAUUGUUUCACCACUAAUAUUAUUAUCAUGUUGCAUGAAUGUAUAUAUGAUUUGCGUACAAACAUCAGAAGGAAUAAGAAUAUUGACAAGUGAGGCAAAGAUCCCAAUAUUCCAUUGUUGGGCACUUUUUUCAAUUGUUUUUCGAACAAUGGUAGUUGUGUUGUCCACAGCCAAAAUUGAUGAUGAAAGUGGACAUGCAUUAUCAAUAUUUUCCUGUUGUCAUCCAUCGGUUUUUAUCAUUGAGGUUAUUUGGAUGCAACAGAAACUGUCAAUCGAUAGAGUUUCAUUUACAGCGAUGAAGUUUUUUCCGAUGACUCGUAAAUUUAUAUUGACUAUCACUGGGACAAUUGUUACAUAUGAAAUCGUUUACAUGCAGUUUCGAGGGAUUCGGUAG
Molecule: messenger RNA, 834 nt
Organism: Aphidius gifuensis
Lineage: Eukaryota; Metazoa; Arthropoda; Insecta; Hymenoptera; Braconidae
Product: gustatory receptor for sugar taste 64f-like
Exons: 5
Coding region: 292-834 (180 amino acids)
Biological process (GO): sensory perception of chemical stimulus; detection of chemical stimulus involved in sensory perception of taste
Cellular component (GO): membrane
Molecular function (GO): taste receptor activity
Source: RefSeq, a predicted model, not a curated record